ACGAAGAUGCAAUGAAAGAAGGUUAUAAUUCAGAAGAAAAUAAUAAUGAUGAUGAUGUCAAUAAUCAUGAAAAAGAUCAAAUAGUUGAUGUGUCACUGGAUAGUGAUCAUAUGUUUGAAAAGUACUUUGAAAAUUUGACAUCUGCAUUAUUGUUUUAUUGGAUACAAAAUAUAAUAUAU
This is a messenger RNA of Funneliformis geosporum, 179 nucleotides long. Lineage: Eukaryota; Fungi; Glomeromycota; Glomeromycetes; Glomerales; Glomeraceae. The record is from the annotation of a GenBank genome assembly.